AUGUUUCUUUUUAUGAGUUAUAAUGUGGCCCCCCACGUGUGGCGAGGUCAGCGUGUGUGCGACCGCCUGCGCGUGGAGCUCGACCGCUCGGAGCCCUCCCACGACCUCCUCCUCACGCCCCUCUCCGCGGGCGCCGAACCCUUCCUCUCCUUCGUCGACGAGGACUACGUCACGCCCUCCUACACCGGGAAGCUGUGCGACCCCGAGAGGCGCCUCUGCCACGUCGCCCUCGAUAAGACCUUCGUGAUCACGGCGGAGGAAGACGGAGGGGAGGUCGCGGUUGCCAUCACGGUCAGGACGAUAUGCGGGGUCAAGCCUCUCAUGACAGCCAAGGUCAAGUCAGGUUAUCCCCUGGGUGUCGUGGUUGGCAGCGAGAGAGGAACCGUCCAAGCUGUGUUGAAUGUUACCACAACCGACCACUUGGAUGAAUGUCCUAAAGUGAUGACCUCCAAUACGGCGCCCAUAGUGAUCGGGGUCAUGUUGCUGGUGGUGGCAGUUGGUGUCGUAGGCUUCGUUGUCUAUGGCAGGAAGAAACGUGACCAAGGUGUGCCCGUCCAGAGUGAAGAGGUGGAGAAGCCGCCCCCAGAGAGCGAAAACCUUCAGGAUAAAGAAAUCGUUUAACUUUCAUUGUCUUUCUUGAGGUGCUGAGGUCAUAGCAUCAUGGAAGUUAUGAGUAUUAUGACGUCAUGAAAGUUAUGGUGUCAUUCAGGUUAUCACGUCAAGAAAUUAUGAAGCUGUAAAGGCUAUGAAUUAUAUGACUGUACUAAGGUUGAUGACAUCAUAAAGGAUGCCGUAAUAUGACUUUUAUGUCAUUAACAUUGAGAUAUCCAUCAGUUUGCAGUGUAUAUAUCACUGGUUAUUAUUAUUUAAUUUUACAUUAUCUUAUGCCAUAUGAAUAUUUGUGUUUUUAAGUAUAACAUUGUGAAAAUAAACUUUUUAUAAUAAAUAUUAAAAUAUCU
Molecule: messenger RNA, 959 nt
Organism: Penaeus vannamei (Pacific white shrimp)
Lineage: Eukaryota; Metazoa; Arthropoda; Malacostraca; Decapoda; Penaeidae
Source: RefSeq, a predicted model, not a curated record